Messenger RNA from Trichomycterus rosablanca, 2505 nucleotides. RefSeq names its product ribosomal RNA processing 36 (gene rrp36). The record is from RefSeq and is a predicted model, not a curated record. Gene Ontology annotation, cellular component: nucleolus; 90S preribosome. Gene Ontology annotation, biological process: maturation of SSU-rRNA from tricistronic rRNA transcript (SSU-rRNA, 5.8S rRNA, LSU-rRNA). NCBI's taxonomy places the organism in Eukaryota, Metazoa, Chordata, Actinopteri, Siluriformes, Trichomycteridae. The transcript has 8 exons. The coding region runs from base 87 to 1046 and encodes 319 amino acids.
AACUUACAGAAAAAACAACAGCAACUGUGUAAUUUAAGUGACUGUCUUUCUUGUUGGCUUUACUUAGCACAAAACCAAUCUAGAAAAUGGCACCCUGGAAAAGACGAACAGCUCUUAAACAUGGUCAGCCUUUUAAAAAUUCAAACCAAAAACAUAAUGAAGUGAGCUCUGAUUGUGUUGAGGAUGCCUUGGAGAUGGAGCAAAACUUUGUUCUACUCAGUAAAAGAAACAAAGUACAAGAAUCAGGAGAAGAAAAAAAUCUGAAACAAACACAAUGUUGGAAAUUUGCUGACAAGUGGCAUCAUGAGACCAGUGAAAGGACUGAGUCAAAUAACAAUUCUGAUGAUGAAACAAGCUCUGUAGCAAUAGCUAAAAACAUUGAAGCAAAUUUGCACACCAAAGAUCUAUCAGAUAAGACGUUUGAAGAGAUUAUGAGGCUACAAAGCAAGAUGGGGACUAAGUAUUAUAAUAAGGUUUCCUCAGCGGGAAAAAAAAAACAGCAGACUGCAGAACAUGUGAAACGACUGAGUAAGCACAGACCUGACGAGAUUUCAGCAAAGAAUCCAGUCACAUUUUUCAGAAGGGUAGCACCCAUUAAAAAAACUACUAUCAGAGACCCUCGUUUUGAUGACUUGUCUGGUGAAUUUAAACCCGAAGUGUUUAACCAGACAUACAAAUUCAUAAAUGAAAUAAAACAAAGAGAAGCAGAGAUGGUGAAGAAAAGGCUAAGAAAAUCAAAGUCACAUUCAAAAAGAGAAGAAAUGAAAUCUCUUCUUAAGAGAAUGGAAAAUCAAGAGCUUGUUCGGAAAAACCAGGAGCAGCAGAGGGAAAAGGAGCUUCGGUUCAAGAGGAAACAAAGAGAACUAGUGGGACAUGGGCACAGACCUUUCUAUCUUAAGAAAUCUCUCAAGAAGAAGCUUGAACUAGCCGAGAAGUAUAAUGAGCUUAAAAAGAGUGGAAAGCUGGAGAACUUCUUAAACAAAAAGAGGAAACGCAAUGCCCUGAAGGAUCGCAGGAAGCUGCCCUAUCAGCACAAAAAGAACUGAACAUGGACUAGUCAGAUUGAUUUUCUUUUUGUGUACAUUACAACACUGUUUAAAUUAGACAUAGUAUUUUGGCCUGUUUUAUGCAAGGGCUUAAAAGGCUUUCAUAUUUUGUUUUUUGUUUAAUUUUUCUCAGCUUUACAGUGCUUUACAGUAAAUUAGCUAGCUAACAGCUCAAUCAUUCAGCUUUUUUUUUUAUAAAUCUAGGAUUGCAUAGACAGGGCAUCCAGUUUACUUUUUUAUUCUGGAAACAUAAUCUUAAUUGUUCAUCUUUAGCCUGGAGAAUAGUUAUAAAAGCAAUAGAUUUAAAUGUUAAAACAGUUAUUAAAAAAAAAAAAAAAACCUGUUUAAUACAUUCAAACCAAAAAUCAUUUUGUGCCCCCCUUAUUUUUGGUGACCCCAAAUAAAGAACUGCUGACCUAACAGAUAGUUGGAUGAAUACUAGUUCAUUGUACUUCAGUUCAGACUGUUGUCUACUAAUGAGUUUCUGAUCUGAAUGUAUCCACUGCAGACUCCCAUGACAUUAAGCAGUAACACCUUUGGCUUUAAGCUUUAAGGAUUCAGAGUCAGGUGGGUAGGAAGGUAUUCAGACCGUAUGUGAAAGACAAACUGACAACAGCAACCAUCUCAAUAGGGCUAAAUUCAGCAAAGUCCUUUGACCCGACAUGUCACUAGUACACCAGUACAGGGCCAACAUAUGGUAUGGUAGACUCUGAAUGCCACCAGCUUGUAUCACAACCUCAGGAUCUGAGCCACACACACACCUUGGUCAGCAAGAAUACAUAAAAGCCUGAAUAAAUAAGUAGUAGUUUUAAGGAUUGAGAGUGUGUCUAAAUCCCCACAGGGCCAUUGCCCUGAUGUGGUGAUUUUUUUUUAUUCUAGAAAUUUAAAGUAGCCAUGCAAAUUUGGAAUAAUUUAACUUAAUUAUUCUUAAAAACUUAAAAAUAAAUAAUUUAAUUUAAUUCAAGAUUGUAGUCUUGCCAUGUUACACUCCACACAGAACAUAAAUGGACUGGACAAUAUUAUUGGCACUCUCAGUUUUAAGAUUAGGUAGCACACCCUUAAAAAAACCUGAAAUUAAUUUCUUCUCAUAUUUUACUGGAAUUUUGGACCACUCUUCUUUUGCCAACUGCUCCAGAUCUCUCAGAACUGCUGUAUAGAGAUAUCUCUACAGAUGUUUAAUAGAAUUUAGAUUUGGACACUGACUAAUUGAUCACUCAUUGGUUGUCCUUUCAAACUCUCCAUCACUGUUUUAAUCCAUUUUUGUGUGCUUUUUUUAAAGUAUGCUUUGGGUCAUUUUCCUGCUGGAAAGUCCAUAAACUCUGAGACCCAGCUUUCUGACACUGGGCCCUAAAUUGUGCUCCAAAACUUUUUUCAGAUUUUAUGAUGCUAUGUUAGACUGUAGGGGCUAAAAUAAAAAUGUAUGUAAUUUGUUAAUUCUCUUGAAUAAACUUACAAAAGU